This is a messenger RNA of Rhopalosiphum maidis (corn leaf aphid), 828 nucleotides long. Its product is annotated as lipopolysaccharide-induced tumor necrosis factor-alpha factor homolog. Lineage: Eukaryota; Metazoa; Arthropoda; Insecta; Hemiptera; Aphididae. The transcript is spliced from 3 exons. Bases 402 to 677 code for a protein of 91 amino acids. The record is from RefSeq and is a predicted model, not a curated record.
CUACUGUUCAGACUGUCCAACUACCAAGAUGUACCCCACUACACAGUACACACACGGUAUACGUCUAUACGGCGUACAUUUAUUGUCGGUUGUGUCGUCGUCCGAUAACUAACUACGUUGAUACGCUGUCAGCGGAAAGUUCAAAGUGGUGACUAGUGAAGACAUCUUAGAUUUAAAUUGUACUGCUCUUUAAGGGCAGACAGCCAGUUAUCUCUAGUCAGUACUAUAUUAUACUUAGAUUGCAUUGCGUUUGCCGAACGCGCCAUUAAUUUUGAGAUUAAGUUAUCUUUCUCUUUAAAUCCUUAUUGAACUGAACAAUACGGGUACAUUAAAGCAAGUGUUGAUCUACAGCAAUAUUUCUAUACGUUCGUGAUUUAUUCGUUUUGGAUAAAAAAAAAAAUAUGAGUGUAGAUAUAAGUGAAAUGACCACAUCUCAGCUUCAAAUUCAUUCUACAAUACCAAAUCUAUUGGGUCCUAAAAGUAUAUCAACAUUAUGCACUAUAUGUGACAAACACAUUCGUACAAAUAUAUCAAAGAAAACUAAAUCUUCUGCUAAGUGGAGUUGUUUACUGACGAGUAUCUGUGCCUUUCUAAUUCCUUGGUGCAUGAACUCUUACAAUGUUGUCGACCAUGAGUGCCCACAAUGUAACACUAUUUUGGGGCAGUACACACCAUAAACUAAACUUCAACAAUAUAGUCGUACCGCUUAUACCAUACUUUUUUAACUACUUUUAUUAUUAUUUAUUAAAAACGACAAUUGAAUAAAAGUAAUUUUCAAUUUUUCAUGUAAUAUGAUAUUUGAAUAUUUCUAUAAAAAAAAGAAUGAAA